AUGACUCUACCAUCAUCUAGCCCGAUUCGUGUAUUACGUACUAUACAGCAAGUUAGACAAUGGAGACUUCUGUGUCUUUUGAAUAGAGAAUCAGUGGGGCUUGUACCAACUAUGGGAGCUUUACAUGCUGGACACUGCUCGUUAGUGUCACAAUCGCUCAAGGAAAAUGAUCGUACAGUAGUUUCGAUAUUCGUUAACCCAUCGCAGUUUGCUCCACAUGAAGAUCUUGAAGCCUAUCCUAGAACCCUUGAUACUGACAUGGAAACCUUAUCAAAUUUCAAGGGUAAACAAGUAGAUGCUAUAUUUGUCCCCAAAAUCUCGGAAAUGUAUCCAUCAGGAAUAACUUUGGACGUUAAUAAGCAAAAAGGUGCUUUCGUUUCUGUUUUGGGCUGUUCAGAACAAUUGGAGGGAGCACAAAGACCACAAUUCUUUCGUGGUGUGGCGACUAUAGUGACUAAGUUGUUGAAUGUUGUAACUCCAGAUCAGAUAUAUUUUGGUCAAAAGGACGCUCAGCAAUACGUCGUAAUUAAAAACUUGGUGAAGGACUUAUUGAUUAAUACCAAUGUGCGAGUUAUGCCGACUUCAAGAGAGUCGUAUGGUUUGGCGUUGUCUUCUCGAAAUGCAUAUUUAUCUGACCCGGCCAAGAAAAGAGCUGCUGUCAUAUAUGAGGCAUUACAUACUGGCGAAGAAUAUUACAAUAAGCAUUCACAAGGAAAUCAGGUCAAAUCAUCGGAGAUAAUAGAACGUAUCAUGCCAAUAUUCAAUGAGGCAGACUUCGAAUUUGAAAUGGAAUAUCUUGCCGUAAGUCAUCCAGAAUCUUUAGAAAAUUUAGAAUACGUUGAACCUGGAGUCGGCGCAAUUGUUUCUACUGCCAUUAGAGUUCCUAAAGAAAAUAGCGAUGAAAAGAUCCGAUUGCUUGAUAAUAUUUUACUUAAAUAA
This is a messenger RNA of Debaryomyces hansenii CBS767, 939 nucleotides long. RefSeq names its product pantoate--beta-alanine ligase (gene PAN6). The record is from RefSeq and is a predicted model, not a curated record. Gene Ontology annotation, biological process: pantothenate biosynthetic process. Gene Ontology annotation, molecular function: pantoate-beta-alanine ligase activity. Lineage: Eukaryota; Fungi; Ascomycota; Pichiomycetes; Serinales; Debaryomycetaceae. Bases 1 to 939 code for a protein of 312 amino acids. The transcript has a single exon.